Molecule: messenger RNA, 1656 nt
Organism: Paramecium tetraurelia
Lineage: Eukaryota; Ciliophora; Oligohymenophorea; Peniculida; Parameciidae
Exons: 5
Source: RefSeq, a predicted model, not a curated record
AUGAACUAAUCGAUAACUAUAAUUAACAGUAUGAAAAGAUAGUCAUCCAUUCUCUCAUUGGAUAAGCAGACUGAAGAGAAUGGCACAGCAAAACUAAUGAAAAAGAUUUCUUAGAAAUAGACUCAUGGAAGUAUGGAUGAUAUUUCAAGACUACUGCCUUUAAAUGAUAAUCUAAUAAAUGUUUAUAAUCAUUUUGAAGAUAACUUUAGAGUUGUUAGAGAAUCAGAAAAAUUCCAUUGUGAAGCACCAUCAACAGGUAAAUAUGAGAGUAUUUAAAUUAAUCCUUCUAAUAUCUUGAAAGUUGUUGAUGGUUUACAUUUAUGCGAUUUAAAUCCUGAGAAGCUCAAUCGAAUAUAGAUUUGCAGAUUUAGAUUCUAUUAUUUUAGAGCCAGAUUGAAAAACAAAUUAAACCCUUUGCAAAUCUAUUUUACAUUCCCAGAUAAAAUAACAAAUCAUAUUUACAAAGUGUUUUUAUCAACAACUGUUGAGUUUCCAACAAAAUUUAAUUGUGAGUAAUCAACUUCAAGCAGAUCAAUUAAAGUGAAAACUAAAUCAGGCACUAAAUUUUUUACCGAGGAUUUUAUAUAUAUGACAUUAUAUUCUGAAUCAGAUUUUAUUAUUGGCAUGCAUUUAGUUUUUGGGGAAUUCCAUAAUUCAAUUUUGAGUGCAAAGUAAUAAGAACCCUCAAGAUUCUACAAAUUCUGGGAUGAAGAUAAAAAAAGUAUGUCACCAAAGAAAGAUAAAAUCCUACAAAAUUUAGAUUAAUCUCGAUAUAAAAGUACUUAGAAACUCAAAGAUUUUUUAAGGGGAGCAGAGGUAAGUGCAAAAAAGAUAAUUACAGUGGUUCAAAGAGGAAAGUAGAUUGAAAAAGAUAGAUAAGAAGAAAGAAGCAUUAAAAUGUUAGUAAAAUCAUAAAUUCAAGAGUUUCGCAAAGUAGAAAAGAGUAUUUUAUAACAAAAAUUCGAUAAAUAACAAUAAUGUUAAUCAUGGCAAUAAAUGAUUUAAUUAAUCACAAUUUGUGGAUAGAUUUAUAGUAUUUUACAUGAAAGGAAAAGAAGGCUAAGAAUUUAAGCAAAAGCUAAGUUGAUAGUGUUAAGAUUGAAAGCUAAGUUAUUCAUUGAAGUCAAAUAAUUUGGACAGAACCCAUUUGACAGAUGCAGUAAUAAAUCCUUGCUUUUAUUAAAAACUAUGAGUAUCCAUUUGUAAGAAUAAUCUAGAAAAAGAGCAUAAAAAAUAGCGACUAAUUUCUUGAAAAAAACACUCAUUUUUUAAACUGCAUUGAUUGCUCAUCAUAAGAUGGUAUCUAAAGUAAGAAUAAUUGUUAAGGUUUUUAAAACUAAAAAGUUUUAGAAGCGUGCUUUUAAGGAUAGAUUUUGGAGAUUGAUUAAAACGUAUUUUAAUUAAAACAAUGGAUCAUAUCUCUUUGCUACCUCCUAAGUCAAAGUAAUUCAAAUCGAUAAGCCACUCAUGUCCAAAAUAAUCGAAUAAUAUAUUCAUACUAGGAAAUUAUUAUGGUUGUAAUAGUAUCAAUAGAAUAAAAAUGGGAAUGAAAAUGUAACUCCAGUUCCAUAAGUAAGUAUAUAUUAAUUGCCAAAUGAUAAAGAGUUAAAAUAGAUAAUGAAGGAAUAUUAUUACGUUUCGAAGAAAAGCAACUGA